CUGCACAUGAAUUGUACAGGAACGUGCCGUGUAUUCUGUGUGACAGUUCACACUGCAUGCAAAAUGCACUCCAUUUGCGAUCUGCAGCAUUUAUCAAUAAUGUUAAUGACACCCCAAACGCAGGUCGCAAAUACACUACGUUUGCUUGCACCGGAUGGCAUGGCACUUUUGCACCAUAUGAUCCAGUUGCAGUGCAUUUCAAAAAGUAGUGCAUACUAAGAACACACUGUGAGUCAGGACCAGGGGCGGACUGACCAUUUGGAAACUCGGGCACUGCCCGAGGGUCCGGGUCAGUAGGGGGCCUCAUGAGAUGCCCCUGGUACCUUUUUCAUAGGCUUUUUUGAGUUUGGGCAAGGACACAGGGGCCCCAUGAUCCCCUAUUGCCCGGGGGCCCCAU
This is a messenger RNA of Staurois parvus, 397 nucleotides long. NCBI's taxonomy places the organism in Eukaryota, Metazoa, Chordata, Amphibia, Anura, Ranidae. The record is from the annotation of a GenBank genome assembly.